Chelmon rostratus (copperband butterflyfish) is the source of this 2182-nucleotide messenger RNA. It is a transcript of the gene rpap2, whose product is annotated as RNA polymerase II associated protein 2. The transcript is spliced from 12 exons. Lineage: Eukaryota; Metazoa; Chordata; Actinopteri; Chaetodontiformes; Chaetodontidae. Gene Ontology annotation, cellular component: nucleus; cytoplasm. The record is from RefSeq and is a predicted model, not a curated record. Bases 8 to 2074 code for a protein of 688 amino acids. Gene Ontology annotation, molecular function: RNA polymerase core enzyme binding; RNA polymerase II CTD heptapeptide repeat phosphatase activity.
AAACAGCAUGGAGGCGGUGGAGAGAAGGAGGAGCGGAGGCUCCGGUAAAACCUCUAAAAAAGGUGGGAAACGUGUCAAAGCACUGACCGCUGAAGAAGAAGCAAGAAGGAGGGAGGCAGUGAAGGAGAAGCUGAGGGAGAAGCUGGAGCUGGAGAAAAGAGCCCUGAAGGUGGUGGAGCGUCUUCUGGAGGACAGUGUGGCUGAAGACUUCCUGGUUGACUGUGCAAGGUUCAUUACUCCUGCUAAUUACAAAGAUGCUAUAGAGGAGCGAUCCAUUGCUAAACUGUGUGGUUAUCCCAUAUGUCCAAACAAACUGGGCAAGAUCCCAACUCAACAGUAUAAAAUUUCUACUAAGACCAAUAAGGUGUACGACAUCACAGAGCGCAAGUGCUUUUGUAGUAACUUCUGCUACAAAGCCUCCAAAGAGUUUGAGCUACAAAUAUUGAAGACACCUCUAUGGCUGAGGCAGCAUGAAAGUCAUCCAGAAAUAAAAUUGAUGAAGAAAGGAGAUGGUGGGAGUUCUGGUGAGGAGGUGAUGCUGUUGGAGAGGCAUCUCCAAGAAAAGGACAUUGAGGACCCGCUGGCUACUCAAUCUGUGGACAGCUCUGAGCAGCGUGAUGCUGCAGCAGACCUCAGCCACAGUGAAAGCAGCGACAUUGAACAGGAGCAGGACUUCGUCUCCAGCGUGGUCUCCCAGCGGCAGGGACCCAGGGUGCACUGGGGCGACCUGCCUAAACGUACAGACGAAGACAAAAAAGGUGAACGAGGGAAGAGGGAGAGGCCAAAGAAACAGAGGAGAGAGGGAGAUGAAGAGGAGGUUCAGGCCUAUCGAGGUGGGGAUGCACAGAGGAAUGGUGAACUGAGAGAAGAUGAGAAUGAGAGACAGGGGUCACUUUCAUGUGAAACAGGAGCUGGAACGGAUGGUGAAAAACAGCAAAAGCUGGUCUCAUUAAACACAGACAAACCAAAUAGAGAGCAGGUGACGGAGGAGAAAGACUUGUCUGAGGAGCCCAGUGUAGAAGAGGCUACAUCAAAACUGAGUUUGUGCAGUUUGUCUGAGAUGGUCACUCACACUGCUCCACGACCUGAUGACUCAACAGCCACACACGCAGAUCUAUCCACUUCUCCACCAUGUAAAGACUCAGACCCCUCAACGGAAAGCAAACAUCUUCCUUCUUCAGCUCUGAUCAGCACACAUCAGGACAAGCAUAACACGGCACUGACCGGCCCGCCAGGCCUCAACAUCACCCAGGUGGGCAUGAGCAAGAGAGGGGCAGCGGGGCUACGAGAUCUACUCAAGAACCUUACAGCUGGAACCAAACCCGAUUCCGUCCAGCUGAAUCUCCUCGAGUACCUGAGGAGAACGUUGAAGGACUGGAGCACUGACGCAACCCUGCAGUUCCUGUAUGGCGAUGGUCAUUCACUAGGCUCUCCUUUUGCUGAUGUUAAAGAGGAGAAAGAGGAGGACCUGGAUGAAGACGACCUUGAUGAUGAGCAGACCAAUGAGGAUGCAGAAGGGGUUGAUGCUGGGGUGCAGAAGAAAGCGUCUGCUGCAGCUCCGGACUACAAAACACUGCGGGAAAAAAGCCAGCAGCUGGAGCUAAGAGUCAAGGAGUUUUAUAGGGGGCCAUGUAUUCUGCCUGACGAGGCAGAGGAGCAGCAUGAAGACAAGGUGACAGUCCAGGACCAGAGCCUGAAGGACCCAGUUCUGCCGCCCAUUGACUCUCAUGCUCAGCACCUCAUACAGAAACGGAUCACUGUGGAGAAGGUCACCAGCUGCCUCAGAAACAUCAUCGGCCCGCUGCGUCUCACCAUGAGUGACGUCUCCACUGACCUGAACAACCUGAUCAGGACAUUCAGGUUCACCAACACAAACAUCAUCCACAAAACUCCAGAGUGGACGCUCAUAGCCGUCAUACUCCUUUAUCUGUUGUCAGAGGUGUCUCCGGUGGUGCGAGAAGCCUUGGAGAUGCCAGCCUCUGUGGAGUAUUUGAACACACUGAUGGAGGAGCUCGGCCUACAGGAGCAGGACCUUCUGAACGUCGCCCGGCUGUUCAAAACCCCUGCACACUGACAUACACACACACACACACACACACACACACACACACAGCACGGACAUACACAUAAUAGAUACACACUCAGGAUCUUGACCGGAUGAAAUGAAUAUGUGUGUGUUUGU